GCACACUCUCUGGCCGCGGACGCGGCGGGAGGGUGCACGGAGAAAAGGGGCGGGGUGGUCGGAGCUGCUGUGCUGGCAGCAGUAGGCGAGGGUGCGGCUGCGGGACUCCCGGUGCUGAAGACGGACGCCAUUGGAGCCCCAGGGAAGCAUGGCUGAGGGAAGCUACAGAGUGGAAUCAGAAAGCUACAAUGUUGAAGACAUGGAUGAGGGUGGUGAUGAAGUAGGGGAGGAAGACAUGGUUGAAGGAAAUGACUACGAAGAAUUUGGUGCUUUUGGUAGCUAUGGCACCCUCACCAGCUUCGACAUCCAUCUCCUCAGAGCCUUUGGCAGCUUGGGUCCAGGCCUUCACAUCUUAUCUAAUGAACCCUGGGAACUGGAAAACCCCGUACUGGCCCAGACCCUGGUGGAGGCCUUACAGCUGGAUCCAGAAACACUUGCCAAUGAGACGGCCGCCCGUGCUGCCAAUGUAGCCCGUGCCGCUGCCUCCAACCAUGCCGCUCGGGCCGCUGCCGCUGCUGCCCGGGAUGCUGCCCGGAACUCCUUCAAUCAGGUGGUCACCAACCAGCGGGUGGCCACACAGCAGGCCUCAGGAGAGGAUACGCAGCCCAUGACAUACACCGAGGCCCAGGGGACCACCCCCGAGACACCCCUGGCUCCUCCGCAGGCCUCCGAGAUGUUAGCCGCCACUGAAACGGCUGGCCCGGGAGCUCCGGCAACAUCCAUCCAGUCCCAGACAUCCUUCCAGGCCGAGGAGGCUGCCACAGAGGGCCCCAGUCCUGCCCGUACUUUCUCUCAGGCUCCGUGUGCCAGUGAGAUGGACGGCACCCAGCCCAAGACAGCCCUCCUGGGUCAGGAGGACGUCUUUGACUUCACUCAGCCGGCAGGUGUCAGUGGCAUGGCCUUCCCACGCCCCAAGAGACCUGCCCCGGCCCAAGAGGCUGCCACAGAGGGCCCCAGUGGUGCCUCCAGUAUGCCCCAGGCGGCACCUGCCAGGGAGGUGGCAGCCACCCGGCCCAAGACGGCCAAGUCUGGGAAGGCUCUGGCCAAGACUCGAUGGGUGGAGCCUCAGAAUGUUAUGACAGCUGCUGCUGCCAAGGCCAAGGUGGCCACGAGCAUCCCUGAGCCUGAGAGUGCCAUCGCCACCACUCAGCCUGGUGCUGAUCCCUGGGCCAGGCUAGGAGGCAAGAGGACCAAGAAGUCUAAGCACCUGGAUGAUGAAUAUGAGAGCAGUGAGGAGGAGAGAGAGACUCCCACAGUCCCACCGACCUGGAGAGCAUCACAGCCCUCACUGACGGUGCGGGCUCAGUUGGCCCCAGGGCCCCCAACGACCCAGAGGUCCCAGAUACCCUCAAGGCAUGUACUCUGCUUGCCCCCUCGCAACGUGACCCUUCUGCAAGAGAGGGCAAAUAAGUUGGUGAAAUACUUGAUGAUUAAGGACUAUAAGAAGAUUCCCAUUAAGCGCUCAGACAUGCUGAAGGACGUCAUCCGAGAAUACGAUGAACAUUUCCCGGAGAUCAUUGAACGGGCAACAUACACUCUGGAAAAGAAAUUUGGAAUCCAUCUGAAGGAAAUCGACAAGGAAGAACAUCUGUAUAUUCUUGUGUGCACACGGGAUUCUUCAGCUCGCCUCCUGGGAAAGACCAAGGACACUCCCAGGCUGAGCCUGCUCUUGGUGAUUCUGGGCGUCAUCUUCAUGAAUGGGAACCGUGCCAGUGAGGCUGUCCUCUGGGAGGCACUCCGCAAGAUGGGUCUGCGCCCGGGGGUGAAGCACCCAUUCCUUGGUGAUCUGAGGAAGCUCAUCACUGAUGACUUUGUGAAGCAGAAGUACCUGGAAUACAAGAAGAUCCCCAACAGUAGCCCACCUGAGUAUGAAUUCCUGUGGGGCCUGCGAGCCCGCCAUGAGACGAGCAAGAUGAGGGUCCUGAGAUUCAUCGCCCAGAAUCAGAACCGAGACCCCCGAGAAUGGAAGGCACAUUUCCUGGAAGCUGUGGAUGAUGCCUUCAAGACCAUGGAUGUGGAUAUGGCCGAGGAACACACCAGGGCCCAGAUGAGGGCCCAGAUGAAUAUCGGGGACGAAGCUCUGGUUGGACGAUGGAGCUGGGAUGACAUACAGGUCGAGCUUCUGACCUGGGAUGAGGACGGAGAUUUUGGUGAUGCCUGGGCUAGGAUCCCUUUUGCUUUCUGGGCCAGAUAUCAUCAGUACAUUCUGAACAGCAACCGUGCCAACAGAAGAGCUACGUGGAGGGCUGGUGUCAGCAGUGGCACCAACGGUGGGGCCAGCACCAGCGUCCUAGAUGGCCCUAGCACCAGCUCCACCAUCCGGACCAGAAAUGCCGCCAGAGCUGGUGCCAGCUUCUUCUCCUGGAUCCAACACCGUUGAUGAACUGCUUCAGUCUUACUCAUCAAGCCGGAGUGCCUCCUCCUCAGAUUCCUUCUUAGCCCAGCACUCUGAACAGCCUCUCCGUGUCAGUGGAAGGUGGCAUGCAAGAUGAAGCUUUGUUUGCUCCUCCCGCUUUCAUCGUGUGCUUUUUUGUGUGUUUUCAUGUUUUUGGUAUCAGUGUUACAUUAAAGUUGCAAAAUUGA
Messenger RNA from Tupaia belangeri chinensis (Chinese tree shrew), 2583 nucleotides. RefSeq names its product melanoma-associated antigen D4. Lineage: Eukaryota; Metazoa; Chordata; Mammalia; Scandentia; Tupaiidae. Gene Ontology annotation, cellular component: nucleus. The record is from RefSeq and is a predicted model, not a curated record. The transcript is spliced from 13 exons. Bases 149 to 2380 code for a protein of 743 amino acids. Gene Ontology annotation, biological process: negative regulation of transcription by RNA polymerase II.